GAGAAGUGGGCGUUUUGCUGGCACCUGUAGAAGCAUGUCGGAGAAAGUCACACACCUCCAGCCUGCACAUUCGGUAUUGGUGCUCUAGUAUUCUAUGGGCACUGCUCGCUCAGCUACUCCCCAAAUGCUGUUGGUUUAGCUUUCCUUAGUCGGUGAUUAUCUUCCCUUGGUUUCCUUCCACUCAGGCACCACCAACCCGACGAUUGCAUACACUCGUAACUCUCUCCUAGUGCAUCUUCGCACCGCGGUCUCCUACCCAACAGCAUGUAUUCCUCACGAGUUGGUUCUCGUCAGCUUCUUGUGCUGCUUUCGCUCUUGGCACUUCUGUGGCAACCCGCCUUAGCUCGGACAAAAAUCGGCUUCAUUCGACGAGCAGCUAGCGCGGACGGCACGAGACAGGUCGAAGAGAUUUACGCGCCAGACCCCACGCCAGCUGAAACAGCCGCGCUCCCCGUGCAUGUCUACAGAGCCAAUGACGGGACGCUGGUUGAAGAAAUCGAAGCCAUUCCUGCCGAAGCUGUGACGCUUUUGGAGGGCGUUCCUGUCGCUGAUGCGACAGCUGAAAGCGCUAUGGCGGGGAAUGCUGCUGAGAACUCGUUAACAGGAUCAAGUGACAGACCGCUAACGCAGGCCGAGCUGGACGCUCUUCUCGGGCUGACGAUGGAGGAUACUGAGCGUACGGCCGUUCGAAUUCAUGGGUCACACGCAGCUGUCUGAAACAUAUGAGAUAGCUCGUCACAUCUUUGGCUUGUGUUCUUAGGGGCUUGGGAUCCUUACCUUAGGUUUCAUCGUGUGUGAACGUGAGGGCCCACACGCCUCCUUGAAGGCAUUGAUUAGGUUUCUCCAACCAUUGUUGGAUGUAUUACAUCAAGCGGAAUUAUAUUGUAUUGUUAAUUGAAUUUUCCCCUUGCUAACAUGUGUUGAUCUGGAAUUUU
Molecule: messenger RNA, 935 nt
Organism: Closterium sp. NIES-67
Lineage: Eukaryota; Viridiplantae; Streptophyta; Zygnematophyceae; Desmidiales; Closteriaceae
Source: the annotation of a GenBank genome assembly